Mustela erminea (ermine) is the source of this 1028-nucleotide messenger RNA. RefSeq names its product C-type lectin domain family 2 member B (gene CLEC2B). Gene Ontology annotation, cellular component: external side of plasma membrane. The coding region runs from base 179 to 802 and encodes 207 amino acids. The record is from RefSeq and is a predicted model, not a curated record. The transcript has 6 exons. NCBI's taxonomy places the organism in Eukaryota, Metazoa, Chordata, Mammalia, Carnivora, Mustelidae.
AAUUGUGUUUAGGCAAUAGUUUCACUCAAUCAGAUGCAGUUACUUUCAUUUUGAGAAAGACUGCUUAAAAUUAUUCUGUUUUUCUAAGGUAGAAUAACUCUAGUUUGAAGCUGCUUCUAAAGAGACUAAUAACAUUUUUACAUUUAAUUUGCAAAUUUGAAGAGAAGUUUUGGAAAAGAUGACACAAAGCCCCCUGAUACUUACCCAGACUGAUCACAGGAAUCAAGGAACCGAUGAAAAAAAACAAGGUCUUAAGAACAGCUAUAAGAAGAUUCUCAUAUAUAUUUUGCUUGCAAUAUCUUUCAUUGUCAUUAAUAUUGCAAUUACUGGAAUAGGUUUAGUAUGUAAGAGUACUCGGGAUUCUUGCCCAGAUGAUUGGAUUGGUUUCCAAAAAAAAUGUUAUUAUUUCUCUAAAGAAGAACAAGAUUGGAAUUCAAGUAGACACAACUGUGUCACUCAACAUGCUGACCUAACUAUGAUUGACACUGACGAGGAAAUGGGAUUUCUUAAGCGAUACAAAUGCACUUCUGAUCACUGGAUUGGGCUGGAGAUGACAGAAAAUCAAACAGGACGAUGGGUAAAAGGAACCAUAUUUAACAAACGAUCUCUUACAGAGAUCACAAGUAGGCAGAGGCAUGUUGGGAACUGCGUUGUUAUGGCUCUGGAAGCCUGGAUAAGAAGUGAACUUGGACACACCUGGGGACGCCCUUGUGUGCCAAGGGAACUUGGAGCAAGUCCAGCGGGGAUGCUCCCAUGGCUUGACUCUGAAAGGCUAUUCAGGGUGAAAAUAACAUCUGUGUAGUUUUAUGUGAUUCACUUAUGACUUAUCUUGAGAAAAAACACAUUCUUGGAACCUUAAGAUUAUCACAAAAGUCUGGAGGCUAAUAGCCUAUUAACAUCCUGCCUGACUCAUUUUUCACUGACGUAUAUGAUUGAGUAUUGAUACCAGCAUUGUGCUGAAGCUGUAUAAAAGUGGUUACAUGAAGAAAUAAAGUUGCUACUCGCCUGAGAUGGAGUAGUCCUCCUGA